GCUGGCUUUGACUUUUCUGUUUGUUGCAAAGAUUAAAAAUGCAUUGUGGAUUGGAGAAGGAACGAAGCAAACCAAAAAUGGGAACAAAAUGUUGCAAACUAAACAUUACUGUCAUCAUGCUGGGCAUCAUCAGUUUUGCUGUUCCAGUUGGAGGAUUUUCCCUGAAGACUUGCAGAAUCAGCUAUAAUACUGCCAUAUGUAGUGGGAGUAAACUCAGUGCUGUUCCUGGAGAUAUUCCUUCAACCGUGACGGGCCUUGAUUUAUCUAAAAACAAAAUUUCAACAAUUCACGCAUCAGACUUCAGAGAUCUGCUAAAUUUGAUACAAUUAGACCUGAAUAUCAACAGCAUAUCACAGAUAGAUAGCGGUACUUUUUCCAGUCUGAUUUCCCUUCAGACUUUAAAUCUAAAUAGUAACAAACUUGUUACUCUAGGAGAGAAUGUCUUUGAUGGCUUGAGUCAUCUUAUUGAACUAAGAAGGAGUUGGAAUCGCAUCAAACAAGUGGCAUCCACAUCUUUUAAGUCCAUGACAAGUUUAAAGCUUCUGGACAUUUCUCAUAAUACACUGCACCACAUUACACAGGUUCAAAUGAUAUUGCAGCAUCUGCCACAUCUACGUGUGCUGGUAAUUAGUAACAAUGCUUUAACCACUUUUAAUUCAUUUGAACUGACAAACACAUCAGUAGAACUUCAGUCCCUUGAUUUGUCUCAAAACCCCCUCACAGUCUUUAGGAUCACUGCCGAUGUUUUUCCAAGUCUCACCUGGUUUAAAAUUUCCGGCUCAUCCAAAAAGGAACAAAUGAAAUGGGAUGUGCAAAACAAGACUUUUCUGAGUCGUGUGUCUACACUUGAUAUUAGCGGGCUUCAUUUGGCUCACAGGGACAUGGAAACAUUGCUAGAGUCAGUGAACUCAUCGCUCACUAUUCUGAGGAUGAAUGCAAUGAUUCAUAACCUGAGCACACUGAUCAACAUUUCCUGCACCAUCCCAACAAUGACGACUCUCCAACUUCGAAGCAACAGGCUUAAUUUUGUCAGUGCACAUUUGUUUAAAUUGUGCAUUAAUGUAACUGAGUUGGAUUUGACAGACAAUCAAAUAAAAAACAUCCAUGAUGAUGCUUUCAGAUCCCUUCAAAAUUUAAGCAUUUUGAGCCUGAGUAACAACAGGCUUCCACUGGUUCCAGCUGCGACGAGGAAUAUACCGACUCUUUCAGAGCUGGAUCUCAGCACCAAUAACAUCGGCACACUGGAUUGUCAGGAUUUCACCAAUCAGACAAAGCUCAAAAAGCUUUAUCUUUAUCAGAAUUCAAUCUCAGCUCUGCAAGCUUGUCUUUUCAAGGAUUUAAAACGAUUGCAAACUCUAAAACUACAGAUAAACCAAAUAACCAAGUUAAACUGUGCUUUCAAAGAAUAUUUGCCAAACCUUAGACACCUGUAUUUAAAUGGGAACAAACUCACUGCCAUUAAAAAGGAGGAAUUUAAAGGCUUGCACUCCCUCCAGAAUUUGUCAUUACACCAAAAUCAAAUAGAUACACUUGAUCCUCAGAGUUUCAUUGGACUGACAAAUCUUACCAACAUUCAGCUACAAAAGAAUUCUAUUUCACAAGAUGAACUGAACAAAGGUGCUUUCCAUACUCUGAUUAGUUUAAAGACAUUGGAUUUGAGUGAAAAUCACAUCACUUACAAGAAAAGUAAACCUUUGUCUGAUCCACCAUUUUCUAAUCUGUCCCAUCUGGAGGAACUGCUUAUUACUUCACAGCACCGCAGGCUGCAUUAUUAUCUGCCAGCCAACUUCUUGCAAGGUUUGACAAAUCUUUUGAGUUUCAAAGCCAAAAAUAUCCGAGUUCGUUCUUUGGGCAAAGACACCUUUGUUUACACGCCACAGCUGCAAGUUCUUGAACUUUCUUCAAAUGAACUUAAAGAACUCUCUCCAGAUCUGUUUUUCCCAAUUCCAAACCUUAGAAGCCUUUACAUAUCCAGGACAAGUCUUUACUAUCUAGACUUCCUUAAAGAUGCCAACCUGACAAAGCUGGAGUUCCUGCAGGCGAGACAGAAUUUAUAUUCAGUUAUCCACAAAGAAGACAUAACACCCCUAACAGCUCUGAUUUAUCUGGAUCUUCAGGGCAAUGGGUUCACAUGUAACUGUGAUAACAGCUGGUUCCUCCAGUGGGCAAAAAACAACAACAAAACUCAAGUUUUUGAUGCCUAUAACUUUAUGUGCAACGAUCCAAAAGAACUCAAAGGUACAAUGCUGUUGGACUUUGACACCCACUUCUGCUCAGCUGAGCCUGGCUUCCUUUGCUUUGUCUUCACCACAUGUGCAAUCCUCUGUUUCAUGGUGGUGUCCCUCACCUACCAUUUCAUGAGGUUGCAGCUGGUCUAUGCCUAUUACCUGUUUGUGGCUUGGCUCUUUGACAAAAAGCACAAAAACAAGAAAAGUCCUCAUCAGUAUGACGCUUUCAUCUCCUAUAACACCCACGAUGAGCCUUGGGUCAUUGAAGAGCUGUUACCCAAACUGGAAGGGGAACAGGGCUGGAGACUGUGCCUACACCAUCGAGACUUUGAACCAGGGAAACCUAUCAUAGAUAACAUCACAGAUGCAAUUUAUGGAAGCAGGAAGACCAUUUGUGUGAUCAGUCAAAAAUACCUUGAGAGUGAGUGGUGUUCCAGAGAGAUCCAGGCAGCCAGUUUCCGUCUUUUCGACGAGAAGAAGGACGUGCUCAUCCUGGUAUUCCUGAAGGAGAUUCCCAGCUAUCUGCUGUCUCCUUACCACCGCAUGAGGAAGAUGCUGAAGAAGAAAACCUACCUGAGCUGGCCGCGAGCCGGAGAACACACUGAGCUGUUCUGGGAGAAACUCCGGCAGGCGCUGGAGACCAAAGAUCUGGAAGAGGAGUCGUUACUUCUCGCUGUGUCAAAUACGGCGUGAAGGAAAACUUUGUUUCCUCAGCAGUGGACUAACCUAAAUUUUUCACAUUUAUGCAACUUUUUCUCAGCGUGUCAAAGAAGCAUUUAUGACCCAGAAAUAUAUGCAUGUUAGCUAAGAUUAUAGGCUUUGAUUUUAUUCAAAUUUUUCUGUCAGUUAUUCUGUAGGAAUAAGUUAUAAUGUUCAGAUGUCUCAAAAUAUUUUUCAAAUAUUACACACUUACAAACUUAAUCAGAAGCAGGGAAGCAAGAAAGGAUGAAAAAAGGAUUUUUGUUGAUCAAAGUAUUGCAAAGUCACUGUGUUAAUCCGUUAAAAUACUGUACAUCAUAAUUCACUCAAACAUACCUCAAGUCUUUUUGUAUUGCUGAAACAAAGAAAUUGUGUUUUACAAGCAGUAACAGACAAAAGUUAUCGGCUAAAUUAUCUUUUUUAAACACGUUUUUUAAUAUUUUUCCCAGUUUUGGGUUUGUUUAAUCUCUUAUUACUCUCCCUGCAUUUCUGAUUUCUCAUUCAAAGCACCCCAGAAUAUUUUUAUUCUAACUACAUCAAACUAAAUCUUUUCUUUUUUUGUGACUGUAUAUUUGGAGUAUCAUAAAUCUUGAUGUUAAACCUUGGAAACCCAAAGGCCUCAGUCAUUGCAAGCAGCCUUGUGAUCUCUUGACUAUGAAAAAUAAAGGAUAAUAAUAAAAUAACUCUUUUUGAGUAAUUGUGUAAGUAGGCUACUUAAGGUGGGAUAUAAAGGUGAAGAUUUUUUUUUUAAGAGAUCUAACCUCAUUUGCUGAUCAUUA
This is a messenger RNA of Archocentrus centrarchus (flier cichlid), 3706 nucleotides long. Its product is annotated as toll-like receptor 13. Bases 39 to 2921 code for a protein of 960 amino acids. Gene Ontology annotation, cellular component: plasma membrane. The record is from RefSeq and is a predicted model, not a curated record. Gene Ontology annotation, molecular function: transmembrane signaling receptor activity; protein binding. The transcript has 3 exons. Gene Ontology annotation, biological process: immune response; toll-like receptor signaling pathway; inflammatory response. NCBI's taxonomy places the organism in Eukaryota, Metazoa, Chordata, Actinopteri, Cichliformes, Cichlidae.